This is a messenger RNA of Durusdinium trenchii, 1353 nucleotides long. Lineage: Eukaryota; Dinophyceae; Suessiales; Symbiodiniaceae. The record is from the annotation of a GenBank genome assembly.
AUGAGGUGCUGCUGCCGAGGGAAAAGACCAGACGAGAGCAAGGUGACCAAGGAAUUAAAGAUCCCGGAUCUUUUGGGUGUUGUCCUGGACCCUGAGAAAGCCCUUCUGCGCUUCGUACACUGUCCUCGACGGUCUUCCGUCCGUGUGCGAGAAGAUGUCAUCCUUCAGAUUCAGGGAGACAGUGAAGUCUUGAAGCAGACCGACAAAUGGGCCAAGGAGCUCUCCUCGAAGUGCCAUUCCAUGAAAGGCCCACGGAAAUACCGUGUCUUCAUCAAUCCCGCGAGUGGCAGUGGGCAGGCGACAGGGGAAAGAAAAGGAAGGACACUUGUUUUGCAGCACCCUCCCGGCUUUAAAUGCACAUCCACUUAUACCAUCUUAUACCCAAGCACGGCAAAGGUGAAUCCUGAGUCCUGUGAUGGCAUCAUUGUGGUGAGUGGGGAUGGCAUGGUCCACGAGGUCUUCAAUGGGCUCUCGAAGCGACCGGAUGCUGAAGCGGCUUUGAGGAAACUCCCCGUGGGCCAUAUCCCCGGUGGCAGUGGGAAUGCCUUGGCCACCAGCAUCAACCACUCUGCUGGGGAAAGCUUUGGGGCGCUGGAGGCGGCGUUCCUGAUUGCCAAGGGAAAGACACAACCCUUGGAUUUGAUGACCGUGUCGCAGCCAAGUCGACCCCUCAGAACUUCCUUCCUCUCAUUAUCUGGGGCCAUCAUCUCGGAUAUCGACCUGGGAUCAGAGUCAAUGCGCUUCUUGGGUGGUUUGCGCUUUGCUGUCUACGGAGUCUAUUGCCUUUUGAAUCCGAAGCCUCUUCAAGCAGAGCUCACCUACUGGCCAGCAACAGCCUCCACUGUUCCGGGAUCAUCACCUCCCCCGAUCGAGGAAGCCCUGCCUGAGGGGCCAUGGGUGACCAUCACGGACAGCUUCAACGUGUUUUGGGCCAUUAACAUGGCUUGGGCCUCCUUUGAUUCCCAUUUAGCACCUGGCCUUAGCAUGGGCAGUGGCACUUGGAAGCUCGCGCUCCUUCGCAACGCGAGCCGGGCCACUCUGACGAAGUUCCUGUUGAACCUAGAGAACGGUGGGCAUGUCAAUCUGGAGAAGGCGGAACUGCUAGAGUGUAAGGCCUUCCGGCUGUUGCCUCAGGGCUCCAGCGGCUCCCGUGAGCGCUUCUCCUUGGAUGGUGAGGAGGUACCCUUUGAGGGUAUCCAGCUGUGGCCCAGCCUGGGUGGACAUGUCUUAGGACCGAUCUCCGGAAAAUCGCUGGGUGGAUCUGUGUUCGUGGGCGGAUCGGAUCUAGUUUCUUCAUGUUUCUUCUUGGUCUUGGUUCGCUGGCCCCGACACGAUGGUGAGAAGAUACUGUAA